AUGACUUUAUGCAAUUUGGUACUUGAAACACAUUUGGCACACUACACCGCUCCCCUCAUCCUCAUCAACAAGAGUGACAGACAGCCACUGCGUAACCUAUCUGGUUGGACUGGCCAGCCUAACAAAUCCUCAGACUGGCCUGUCCAAGCAGUUCUCAGACAUGGUUGUCCGACGAGAGCUUGGACAAGCCAGCUCAACAAAUUGUCGGACGAGAACUUCUCGGGAAGGCCGGUCCAAAGUUAG
This is a messenger RNA of Puccinia graminis f. sp. tritici CRL 75-36-700-3, 243 nucleotides long. RefSeq lists its product as uncharacterized. The record is from RefSeq and is a predicted model, not a curated record. The coding region runs from base 1 to 243 and encodes 80 amino acids. The transcript is spliced from 2 exons. Lineage: Eukaryota; Fungi; Basidiomycota; Pucciniomycetes; Pucciniales; Pucciniaceae.